UCGCACCCUGCGAGGAGGCUAGCGCUGAUCCAGGUAGAUGAGGCGCAUUCCUCCGGCCCUGAUUCAAUUGUAGUGAGACCGCCGCUCAGCUCUCAGGUGCUACGAGGUGCGCUCUCGUCGCCCCAACACACACACGCGCGCGCGCGCCACUUUUCCUCCGGCCAGUUUUUCCGCAGUGCCCCCACACCCCACAGUGUUUUGCCAGUGGUGACCGCGGACACCACUUUUGCCCAAGUGCCCAUGGAUACGUGCUGCUGGUGCUCGCACGAAAAUGCACCUGAUUUGGAUUAACCCCACUUUGAGGUUGGUGGGCAGGCACCGUGGAUGAUGUAGUUGUGGCGGAAGGAUGCGGCGCGCGAGCAGCGCUGCUGGCACAUCUGCACCUGCCUAUCGGACAGGGGUGCCUGUGGAGCACUGCAGAGCACCCCUGUCCUCCCCUACGCUGCGCUAUGCAGCAGUCAACCUCCUCACCGGACAGCCCCUCCACUUCAUCGUUGAGGCCAAGUCGCGAGUCAAAGAUCUUUUGUCCCAGACGCGAAGACAUCUGGCUGGGAUGGGCAUGCUCGCCUCUGAACUCCUCGGACUCUCAGUUAUGCAAGAUGGUGAAUGGCUCUUCGUAGAUCCUGAAAGCAAAUUAGCCAAGUACGCUUCCAAGCAGUGGAGGUCGCCGACCAACUUCGGUUUGGACGGCGACGGAAAUCCAUCUUUAGUAUUUUCCUUACGGGUGCAAUAUUACGUUGAAUGCCCGUUGCUUCUCAGGGACCCCAUUUCUCGUCUUCACUACUACCUUCAACUUCGGCAGAACCUUCUUCAAGCUGAGCGUAUUUGUCCGCACGAUGAACAGUUGCUGAGGCUGCUGGGCAGUGCUCUGCAAGCUGACCUCGGCGACUACAAAGUCUCAAAGAGCAACGUCUACUUCAACCCCUCUGAUUUUGUUCCUACACAUGCUGUGGAACGCAUGGGAGCCGAGCGGCUGGUGUGCCUCGCCUCCGAAGUGCACCUCUCGUUACGCGGCAUCUCGAUUUCGGAGGCGCAGGUUCGCUUCAUCAAUGAGGCCUGCUCGGCCCAGUCCUCCCUCAACCUGCAACUGCACAGGCUGCAAAGGGUCAAGAAGGAGGCCACCCCAUCUGCCUGGAUUGGGGUGGGCGCCAGAGGCAUUGAAAUAUUUGAGGAAAACCAGGGGGUUGACAAGGAAAUCACCGCGUCGUUCCAGUGGGUCCAAAUAGCCAGGGUGUGCUUCGAUAAAAAGAAAUUCGAGGUGCGUGCCGUGCAGGAUGGCAAGGCGGUUAAGAGGUCUUUUUACACGGGAAGUGCCGAGAGGAGCCGACAACUGCUCCUUUUGUGCAGUUCUGCGCACCAGUUCACCAUUUCCCUGGGGCCACGACUGGCCCAGCUACGCAGGGAACAGGAAGAAGCGGACAGAAAAAGACUUCGGGACUGCAGUUUGGUGCCGAGGAGAAUGACCACGCGCGACAGUGACCUUUUACUUCUGGGCAGCAAGGCGCUCAGAAGUGAACAAAGAGAAUCAGUCAUCAGCAGUGCCUCUUCCAACACAACGUCCGGAAUCGUCUCUGACAGGGUGCUCAGCUUCGAUGAAAGUGAAGAUGACCUGGAGCGGGAAAUCAUGAUCAACUCGCCUCCAGCGCCAGCCGCUGUGAGUUCGGUGGAGUCUCUGGCCUUGGAGCACCUUCAAGACCAGGAAGACCCCACCGACCAAGAAGAGGAGGAAAUCGACGACGUGGUGGACGCCCCAGCUGCUUUGCCGCCGCCCGGAACCCCCGGCGCCACCGAAGGCAGCAGCCAGUGCUCCAGCUCGGGCUCCACCAUCAAACACAACAAGGAGGCCUCCGGGGGCGGCUCCUCCCUCGAACUGGGAUUCAGCCACACGGCCCAGAACUCGCAGUCCGAAACGGCCGCUGCCGAGUCGCUGGACUACUCGGUGACCUCCGCCCAGGCUAGCGCCGGCGCUUACCCCUCGCGCGCCCCCUCCGUCAGCCUCACCCUUGACUCAAACAGUGACUACGUCCAGCUUCCCCCGCUGUCCAUGUCUGACGAGUGUCCGGAGGAGGCGCUCUUUGUCACCAGACCGUCCAUUGGCGUCCUCAACGGCCAUACAGUUCCCGCGCCGAGCAUUGCUGUGCCCAACCUGGCCCAUGUUUCUCUCAAGAAGCAGCAGCCGCUGGUGGUGGCCAGGAAUAAUUAUCUGGACGUCCGGGCCAGCGGCGCCAUGACCACUGUCUACGCCCGGCAGCUCAGCCAAAGUCAAAUCGAGCAGUUCCAGCGCCAGUUGUGCUCCGACGUGGACUACGUAAUUUUCCCGGUUCGAGACCCGGCGAUCAGCAGACAAGAGUACGCCGACCACAAGUUGCUGACACGCCUGCUGCCCCCUCCGUACUGCAGCUCGAAGAGCAGCCUCCUCUACCGAAGUGCCCCGAACGUGCAGGCCUUGGGCGCCACCGUGCGGCCACCUUCCUUCCAGUACGGACAAAGCAACUUGGCGGCGUUGCGCUGCUUCUCGACGCACAGCCUCACCAGGGCCAACUUCGAGAAUCCUCCUCCUCCAGCCAGAGCAGCGUCUGACGACAACCUGCUCUCACCACAAGCCCCGCCACGACCGCCUCCGAGGCCGCCUCCGAUGACCUCCAGGGUGGUCCUUCCGUCCAGACCGCCACGAUUCCCGCCAACUCAUCAAAGUGCUGCGUCUCCCCCACCAUUGCCUUCAGUGCCUUCGAUAUACCCGAAACUCUCAGUCAGCACCCCAAGGGUCUCUACGUCUCCACCCCCAGUGCCACCCCACACCUCAAAUUCAUCCCCUGCCCUAAUGACAGCUACCGGUUCCUCAUCGAGUUCAACUCCGAUCCUCAAAGCCAAAGAGACCGGAAGUGUUCUGGACAUCCGGACGCUUCGGGAAAAAAGCAAAAACUUAGAUCUGCCUCUCAUCCAGGCUCUUUGCAAUGACAGGUCUCUGUUGCGACAAACCAGAGGGGAGAACAAGAAGAAGACGGCCCACCAUGCCAUUUCGAGAAACAAGUUGUACCCCAGGGGUCAAAUUGGUGCUGGUGGCAGCGGCAAGACAAGGCAAACGGCCCACACACACCCCACACAAGUGAUCGCCACUCCGAAAAAGAGCGCCAAAGGUGCGACCGAGAGUGCCGUUGCCGUCGACCUGAAGGCGAAUUGAGUGAGGACUUUUCAAUUCAAACUUAAGCCUCAAGUGUCUCUACAAUUAAAUCAACGUUUGCUCAACUCGACUUUACCAACCAACCACGAAUCAAAGUUAUCGGAUGGAUUUUCAAAACAUUUUCUGUUUGUUGCCAGUGUGGAGAGUUUCAGUUUUAAACUUCAGGAAUUAUUUAAGUCGUAAUUUUACCUAAUGACGAGGAAGAAGGAAAAGCCCCAACCAAGUUCAAAUUUUGACCUGAAAACUCUUUCUAUUUUUUUUUAUAUUUUUAUUUAAAAAUUAUAAGCUGAAUGCAAUGGUGCUAUGAUUUUCUAUGUUAAGUUCGAACCGCCAAUUUUUAUAACAAUUCACCAGUUACAAACCAAGGUUAAGUGAUUAAUUGAUAAAUAAAUAUUUCUGCGUUUGUGUACCAACCCACCGAGUCCAGAUGCACUCCCACAAGCUGAACCACUUUUUGUAAACUAAUUGUUACGCUCACUUCAUCCUUUACAUUUCAACCACUUUUUAACAAAUGAUCCAGUAAGUACACGCACACAUCAAUAAAUAAUGUAUUUAUUAAUUACCACAAACUAUAUAGGAGAUGAAAUCUCGCAAUUCGAGUGCAUGUUGAGUUUUUUUUUAAGAUUUGUGCCACACAUUUUUAGAAGAAAAGGUAAUUGUUUUGUGUUCAAAAAAAUAGGAAUUUUUCGACAAAAUUAAUUAAAAUUUAAUUGUGUAAAUAUAACUUUAAUAAUGGAAUGAAAAGAGAAUUAAAGUUAUUGAUCGAAUAAUAUAUUCAUAUCGUAAAGUGUGAUAAUAAAAAUAUUACGGAAUAAGUAAAGAACAGUAAUUAAGAAGCUUUGAAAAAGCACACUUGUAUAAAAAAAAAAACGACCGAGGUCUGUACUUUUUUUUCAAAAUUUGUUUAUUUGGGACGAUUAUUUGCUAAAACGUGCUUUUAUUUAUUCUCAGGGUGCCAUUUCCCUCUUUCAGAUUUAUCUCCGGAUUUUUCCUUCCACAAGAAUUAUAAUAAUCAAGUCACUAAUUGUUGCUCAAGUGUAUUACUUUGCCUUUUGUAUUUUAUUGAAGUAUUUCUCUACUAACAUGAAUGGUGUGAUGACUUAAAUCACUAAACUCUAUAGACAAAAUAUAUUGCGCAAAAAUCACCUGUGCUGCAAGACUCGCAUACACGGUCGGAUUUCAAAUUGAAACAGAUUUGUGCGUCCGAGCCUUGAAUAAUAAGUUCAAUAAUUAAAUUGUUUGUUAGAGGUAAACAAAAAUUACUUGGCGUGUCAUUUGUUGAUUUUUUCGCUAUUUUUAAUUAUUAUUUCAAAAUGAAUUUGUGAAAUUGUUUGUACUGAAAGGAGUGUUGUAAGUGUUUUUGUAAAAAAAAUUGUACAUAAUAAAAAAUUUUAAUACAAUACGCAAAUA
Molecule: messenger RNA, 4591 nt
Organism: Neocloeon triangulifer
Lineage: Eukaryota; Metazoa; Arthropoda; Insecta; Ephemeroptera; Baetidae
Gene: ex
Product: protein expanded
Exons: 14
Coding region: 347-3181 (944 amino acids)
Biological process (GO): positive regulation of hippo signaling
Cellular component (GO): cytoskeleton; cytoplasmic side of apical plasma membrane
Source: RefSeq, a predicted model, not a curated record